CACACUGUUCUGUGUAAACAAGUCUGCUUUGAGCUUGAAAGAUACUGAUCAUACGUGUAAUGUAAGAAGUGUGUAAUGUAAAAUUAUGUGUCAUGUAAUAAGCAGUACCGUAGUUCAAAGAACAGCGCGCAUACAUGUUUCAUUUAACCACACCCUUUAAGCUAUGACGCCAACAAAUAAAAUCCUUUCUCUUCUGUGUAAACGGAAGUGAACAGGUGACCAAAAAACAUUUCCACAUUAACGUUAAUAUUGUUGUUAUUUAGACGUUUAUUAACUCACUGGAACUUUACAAUAUGACCCAUUUAACUGCACAGCAUUACCUCGUGUAGUCUUUAAUUCGCAUUGGAGACAGGACUUGAUAAAUGUUAUCUAGGUAACGCUAGCUAGCUGCAAAAGUUAGCAAACAAUGGCUAACUGUAUGGUUUUUCACACUCAAAUAGCCUCCAUCAUGGAGGUGCUAGCGAAUGCAGCCGUGGCAGAGAUCUGUAAACUCGUAGACGACGACUAUGCAGUGUUACGUGUGGAAAUUUCUCAAAGCCAGAAAGAAAACAGGGGAUUACGGAGGAAACUACAACUACUGGAACUGAAGGUGGCACGGGAGCGCGCAGAGAGGACCAUUCGAGAGCGCGUCCUCGCUAGUCGUCCCAGUAGUGUCAAGAUCCUCGACAGAUACAGAGGAAUGGCAAGAGGUGAAGGACAUCUCACUGGAGGCCACAGGAGCUUUGUGAAGCCAGCAGGACACAACGCUUGGAGAGAUGACCAACCCAUAUCUAUAGAUGAGGGGAGUGGAAUCUCAACCCAGCAUGUUAUCGUAAUAGAGUCUGCAGAUGCAGAGGCUGCAGGUCCUGGAGGAUUGUCUCUGGUCAAGCAGGAGAGGACUGAAGGAGAUGACCCACGACACAGCAGAGACAUCCAGACUGGCGCAGUGGCUGGAGUGGCACCCCUUUUAGCCACGGAGGACCCCACCGCCCCACCCCAGCCCAGGAACCGACGCAGCAUCACGGAGGUCAGUGGAAUGCUGAACGCCGACCUCAAGUCAGAGACAGACAGCGAGAAUUUAACUGUAACACACAGGCUCUUACACACAGGACCUGACCAAAUGUCAGACCCAGAGAGACUGGGGCUGGGACCACUGGGCUGUCGUCCUGCUCCUGGCUCAGAGUAUUUGCUUUACGGUAUCCCGAGCCCGAGGAUGGUUCAUUACCAUCGGGACUCAGGUGACACGUUGGAGACUGGCAAUGAUCUGUCUUGUACUUACACUACAGAGAUGGACCCUGGCAACAUGCACUUGGGCUUAGAGAGACAAACUGAUCUGUCGCGAGAGGACUGGAACCAGUACAGUAGUAGUGGAUACACUGAAGGGUGCCUAGAUAAGAAAGGGGACGAUAUAGUGGUAGAUGAUGUGAAAGUGGAGGGCGACGCUCCUCUGACGUGGAAUGUAGACAAGACUCACUUAGGAGAAGGACAUUCAAAAGGCAGAGAUUUUUUAGAUUACAGGGAAAGCUUGGAGACAAAUCCAAAUGUCGCGACCCACUCCCAUUUGCACGUGCUCAGGGAUCGUGAACCUGUGCCCACGUCGACGGGGCCUUCCAAUUCACAUGGCUGCGUCCUUUUUGAUAAGGUAUUGAACUCAGAGGACCAAAGGGCCAAGGAGCAGGGAGGGAGACCAACAUCUGGCAAUAGCAAAGAGAAACGGUUCCUCUGCACGUUCUGUAACAAAGGCUUCAGCUGCCCCCAGAAGGUGGAGAUCCACCAGAGGGUCCACACAGGAGUAAAACCCUUCAGCUGUACCCAGUGUCAAAUGCGCUUUGCUGAGGCUGGCAACCUGAAGAGGCACCAGAGGGUCCACACAGGGGAGAAACCCUUCAACUGUACCCAGUGUCAGAUGCGCUUCACCCAGGCGUGCCACCUGAAGAGGCAUCAGAGGGUCCACACAGGGGAGAAACCCUACAGCUGCCCCCGGUGCGAUAUGCGCUUCGCCCAGGCUGGCAACCUGAAGAUGCACCUGAAGGUCCACACGGAAGAGAGGCCGUUCGCCUGUACGCACUGCGGGAAGAGGUUCUCAGAGAGGAGCUAUCUCAAGAUACACCAGCAGAAAAACCAUUCCACACGAUAGCCUCUGAUUUUCAUUGUUGUCAGCAGAAAAGAUCCACAGAUGCAUUUGGAAUAACGAGAGUAACACAUUUCAGUGUUGAAUAUUCCUAGUAGAAUAUUGCAUUUAGACAUUGUGUGAUAUAUAAGCCUAAAAAGUCUUACAUAUUGUGUUUGUACUGUGUAGGCUAUAUGAUGUUCAGAAUUGCAUGUUUCAUUACCUGCAUUCAACUACUUAAUUUUACUUAAUACUAUUUCUAUGAGAAACUACUAUUUCUAUGAGAAAAUGAAUGCGGUUUAUCAACUUUAUUGUGAUUUUUUUGUUAAGACAUUACAUUUACAUUUGAGUAAUUUAGCAGAUGCUCUUAUCCAGAGCAACUUAAAUCACAGUUAUAGCAAGUACAGUUUCCCUCAAAGUAGUUAUUAGUAAUAUCUGUGCAAGUAGGAAAAUACUAUUUGUAUUUAUUUAUUUUAAUGAUUCGGGGGGGCUUUCGGAUUAAUUUAAGAUUAUAUUUGAAGAGGUAGGGUUUCUGAAGAUUGUCAGUGAAUAUGCUGUCCUUGCUUCAGGGGGAAGUUGGUUCCACCAAUCGGGUGCCUGGACAGAGAAGAACAUUGCCUCGGCUGGCCAAGAGUCCAUAGGUGGCAGAACAGAAUGCUUGGGUUGAGGUGUAGGGUUUGAUUAUAGCCGGAAGGUAGGGAGGGGCAGUUCUCCUUGCUGCUCCGUAAGCAAGCACAAUGGUCUGCUAGUGGAUGCAAGCUUCAACUGGAAGCCAGUGGAGUGUGCUGAGGUGUUGGGUGACAUGGGAGAACUUGGGAAGGUUGAACACUCGGUGGACUGUGGAGUUCUGGAUAAGUUGCAGGGGUUUGAUGGCACAUGCAGGAAAUCCAGGCAACAGAGUUGUUGUAGUCUAGACAGGAGAUGACAAGCGCAGGGAUUAGGACCUGCAUUGCUUCCUGUGUGAGGAAAGGUCGUACUCUAUAGAUGUUAUAGAGCUCGUGUCAAACUCAUCACCCAUGUUGUAGAGCAUGAACCUGCUUCGAUGUUCUUUGCACUCUGGGAGGGGGACAUCAUGGUGGCGCAGCUUCAUCUUGUUAAGCUUGAGGUGGGUCGACAUCCAAGCUGAGAUGUCUGCCAGGCAUGCAGAGACAUGAAUGUGUGGUUUUCAUGUGAUGUAUUUUAACACUUAAAUGUUUAAUAAACACAAAAUGGGACUUUUCAUUCUAAGACUUUCAUUGAGACCCUUUAGUAUACUGUAAUCUGAUCUCACCCUAUUCUGCAUACACUCGACAGCGCUUUAUAACUGUAGUGGGGAUGGGUGAACACUUCAUGUUGAAAGUGUGU
Molecule: messenger RNA, 3433 nt
Organism: Oncorhynchus mykiss (rainbow trout)
Lineage: Eukaryota; Metazoa; Chordata; Actinopteri; Salmoniformes; Salmonidae
Biological process (GO): regulation of transcription by RNA polymerase II
Cellular component (GO): nucleus
Molecular function (GO): DNA-binding transcription factor activity, RNA polymerase II-specific
Source: RefSeq, a predicted model, not a curated record